ACAAUCCAAGUGUCGUUUGUAUUCAUCUUUCUUAUCGAAAUUCAUAUUUUCAUAGACUUUUUUUCUUAUAAGAAAAUUGCUUUUCUCAGUUCAAACAUUGUGUUAAAAGAUAAUUGAGUUUAGAUACGAUCAACGGUUAUGCUCUUCUCUCCUUUAAUAUCUCCAUAAUUGUUGUAACAAAUCCGUUUCAUGUGUUUAUUUAUUUCAUUUUCUCAUCUCUCUUCCUCAUUUCUAUAUUUUUUGUUUAAUUAAUUUUCAGUUUGAGCUUAUUCAGCUCAUUUCAGGGAGAUAGCAAAUGGACCACUUGAUGAAGGAGGAAACAACCAUGUUUUGAUCAAAGCAUCUUGAUCUCCAUCUCUUUUCUUUUCCACACAAUAUUAUCUUAGAAAAGGAAAAAUAAAAUAUCAUGUGAUUUGUGGUUGAUAGUUGACAAGUGUGGCUAUAAAAGAAAGUAGUUUCCUGAGAAACUUAAAUAUAGUUAGGAAGAAAGUAGGAUUUUCUUGGGAAAAGGUUUCAGUUACAAAGAGGAGAAGUAAAAGACAAAGAGAAAGAACAACAAGUGGGUUUUAGAAAAAUCAAAUGGUAGCAAAAGAAAGUAGUAUAAGCAUGAAGUCAUUAGAGAGACUGGUUUCAGAUAAAGCAUCAAAGCUUGGAAACUCAUUUCCAUGUCAAAUCUGUGUUGUUGGGUUUCUCUGUGGAAUCUGUCUCACUUCACUCUUCUUAGCUGCUCUCACUUCCCUUGGCACCUUUGGGCUCACUGCCUUCUCCUUCUCCUCUGUUUUUCCUCCAUGCAAUUCCACUUCUCAAGUUACCAAUAUGGGUGCACACAUAGACAGAACAGCAGAUGAAAAUGAUGAUGACGAUCAGGUGAAACUUUUGGUCUCUGCUUGGGACAAUUUAUUACUAAACAAUGAAGACUACUUCAAGAAACAAGGGAUAAACAAAUCUGAUGUCCCAAACGCUCCACAUUUGGAGAAUUGUAAGGAGAGGACAGGAGUUAGGGAGCGUUUGGAUACACCAAUAGCCAAUCAGACAUUUCCUUCUUGGAUCAAUGGAGGAGAUGAAGAGAAUUAUCCAUUAACAAGGAGAGUCCAAAGAGAGAUAUGGUAUCAUCAGCAUCCUCAGGACUGUGCAAACAAGAGUCUCAAGUUCCUUGUAGCUGAUUGGGAAACGCUUCCUGGUUUUGGAAUAGGAGCUCAGAUCGCUGGAAUGACUGGUCUUCUCGCAAUAGCUAUAAACGAAAACCGAGUUCUUGUUGCUAAUUACUAUAACCGAGCAGAUCAUGAUGGUUGCAAAGGUUCUCGUCGGGGAAGCUGGUCUUGUUAUUUUCUACUGGAAACAUCUAAAGAGUGUAGAAAACGUGCGUUGGAAGUAAUGAAAAAGAAAGAAGCGUGGGAGAGUGGGCUUGUUACAGGGAAACAAAACUACAGCAGCAAGGAGAUUUGGUCAGGGCGCAUACCAAAGCUAUGGGGUCACCCUUGGAGUUAUAUGAAGCCUACUACAGAGAUCAACGGGACUUUGAUCUCAAGUCACAGGAAAAUGGAUAGGAGAUGGUGGAGAGCACAGGCGGUGAGAUACUUGAUGAGGUUUCAAACUGAAUAUACUUGCGGUCUGAUGAACGCUGCUAGACAUUCCGCGUUUGGAAAAGAAGCUGCUGAGAUUGUUCUCUCUACAGGAGACUGGAGAAACAAGAAGAAGGAGGUUAGGUCAGAGAUUGAAGAAGAAGUGUGGUCUAAUCACAAGCCGUGGGUUCCAAGGCCAAUGCUGAGCGUGCAUGUACGAAUGGGAGACAAAGCAUGCGAGAUGAGAGUUGCUGCUUUAGAAGAGUAUAUGCAUUUAGCUGAUAGGAUCAGAGAUAGGUUUCCAGAGCUCAACAGGAUUUGGCUAUCUACAGAGAUGAAGGAAGUUGUGGAGAGAAGUAAAGACUAUGCUCACUGGAGAUUCUAUUACACGGAAGUGGCGAGACAGGUUGGUAAUACAUCCAUGGCUGAGUAUGAAGGCAGUCUUGGGAGAGAGAUGAGCACUAACUAUCCUCUUGUUAACUUCUUGAUGGCAUCAGAAGCUGAUUUUUUCGUUGGGGCAUUGGGUUCCACUUGGUGUUUUCUCAUUGAUGGUAUGAGGAAUACCGGUGGUAAGGUUAUGUCCGGUUAUCUCAGUGUCAAUAAAGACCGGUUCUGGUAACUUCAUAGGAUCCAUUAUGUACAUAUUACAUAACUAAUACCAGCUUUAAGACUUCUCUUACAAUACAUUUCUUGUUUCUUCAUCUGUUUGUACAAAGAGUUUUCGGUGUAUAAUAAAGGUUUAGUUUACAAACAA
Molecule: messenger RNA, 2316 nt
Organism: Brassica rapa (field mustard)
Lineage: Eukaryota; Viridiplantae; Streptophyta; Magnoliopsida; Brassicales; Brassicaceae
Biological process (GO): protein N-linked glycosylation
Molecular function (GO): alpha-(1->6)-fucosyltransferase activity
Source: RefSeq, a predicted model, not a curated record